AUGACCAAGCAAGAUAUCUUGAAAAAUACCUUAGCCUUCUACUCUCCAGGCAAUGACUUCUCCAAAGCGGGGGUUAAGCCUGUCAGAGACCAGGUCGAUGCCAGUCAGCCCAUUCCUGCUGCAGAAAACACGUCCUCCUCUAUCUUGCCCUGCGAGAAGUUGAAGAUUGUGGAUGGCAAUUUCGUGGAUUCUCUGGGACGCAAGAGGGUCCUCAAAGGUAUCAAUGUGGACAACAGCAUGAAGCUUCCCGUGACGCCUUUUCUGCCAAGCUACAAGGGAAACGCUCUGGAGGCCGACAAUGUGUUUUUUGAAGGCGACAAGGUCAGUUUCGUUGGCAGGCCUUUCCCCUUAGAGGAAGCUGAGGAGCACUGGAGAAGAAUCAAGAGCUGGGGCUACAACACCGUUCGUUAUGUGCUCACCUGGGAAGCAAUUGAGCACGAGGGUCCCGGAAAGUACGACGACGAUUUCGUCAACUACACAAUUGAGAUGCUCAAGAUCGUCCACAAGGUGGGUGGAAUCUAUGUCUUCUUGGAGAGCCACCAGGACGUGUGGUCUCGUUAUUCCGGUGGAUCUGGUGCACCAUUGUGGACCUUCUACGCUGCUGGUCUUCAGCCUACCAAUUUUUCAGCUACUGAAGCCGCCAUCUGCCAUAACGAUGCCCGUUUCGAGGAACCCACCAACCCAGACUUCUACCCUAGAAUGUUCUGGCCCACCAACUACAGCCGUUUGGCCAACCAGGUCAUGUUCACCAUGUUCUUUGCCGGAAAAACCUACUUUCCUCACCUCCAGGUCGACGGUGUGGACAUCCAGACGUUCCUCCAGGGUCACCACCAGGACGCUUUGACCUACUUGUCGAAGAAGGUGGCUGAGGCGCUUCCAGAGUUGGUAAAUGACGGCACCAUUUUGGGAUUUGAGUCGUUGAACGAACCCCACAUGGGCCUUCUUGGUAUUCCAGACUUGGGUGUGAUUCCCAAGGAACAGAGCAUCCGUUUGGGCACCACUCCAACCUUCUUCCAGAGCGUGAUCUUGGGUAUGGGUCUUCCUGCCGAGGUGGACAACUACACCAUCACGCUUUCUGGUCCUGUCAAGCAGGGUACUCUGAUUGUGGACCCCAAGGGUAAGAGAGCCUGGCUUACUGCGGAAGAAGCAGCCAAGUAUGACGCCCACUACGGCUGGAAACGUUCGGGCUGGACCCCUGGCGAGUGUAUCUUUUCUGAUUUGAAGAUCUGGGAGUGGUCCAAGUCUGUGGAUUUGAAGGACGUCUACAGCAAGUCUUUGGAGGAGAGACUUGAGUUUGGAAAGAGCCAGUGCAAGUUGCUUGAACCUUCUUACUUCAACGACGCCUCCAAGAUUUCCUCGUACCUUGGUGACAGAAAGCCUCCAAGGACUUCAACAUGGAGUUCUUCCUUGCAAACUUUUUCGGAGAUCAACAAGGACUUCUUCAUGCUUAUCCAGCCACCUAUUUUCACACCUCCACCUGACCUUAGAGGGGACAAAAGAGAGGUUAUUGACGAUCGGACCGUUUACGCUCCUCACUACUACGACACAAUGACCCUUUUGUUGAAGACCUGGAACGAGCACUUCAAUGCUGAUUCUUUGGGAAUCAGCAGAGGUCAAUAUGCUCAUCCAUCUUUGGGUGUCGUUGUGGGAGAAAAGGCAAUCCGGAACUGUUUCAAGAAGCAGCUCAACUUUAUUGUUGAAGAGGGCAAGGAGAGAUUGGGCAACAUUCCAGCUCUCAUGUCCGAAACCGGUAUUCCUUUCGAUAUGGACAGAAAGCAGGCCUACAAAGACAACAAGUAUACUUCCCAAACUGCCGCCUUGGAUACACUUGCCAACGCUUUGGAGAACCUGGAGUUGAACUACACCUACUGGUCGUACUGUGCUAUCAACAGUCAUGAAUACGGAGAUUACUGGAACAACGAGGAUUUCGCUUUCUGGUCUCCAGAAGACCAAGGUAAGAAUUUUGCUCAGGGAGAUUCUGUCGAGGAGCGUAUCAAGAACUGUUAUCCUUCUCAAGACGGUGUUCGUGCUCCUAGUGCUGUUCUUAGACCAUUUUUGGCAACCCACAAGGGUAAAGUGAAGGCUGUGGAAUUCGACAUCAAGAAAUCGAAAUACUCGCUUACUAUCGAUGUCAGCGGCCAAUCUGGCUUGUCCAAGGCUCCAACCGUCAUUUACGUUCCAAAAUGGCAUUUCCCAGAUUUGUCUUACAAUGACAUUUACGCUACUUCUGGAGAGUUCAAGUACAACGACAAGCUCGAGUACUUGGAAUGGUACCACCCUGAGGGAUCUGGCGAGGAGACUAUCGUGAUUCAAAAGUAUGCUGGUAAGAAGGAGGAUGUCACAAAGAGAGAAGAGAGCCAUGCUUUCUGCACAAUCGUUUAG
Candidozyma duobushaemuli is the source of this 2382-nucleotide messenger RNA. RefSeq lists its product as uncharacterized. Bases 1 to 2382 code for a protein of 793 amino acids. NCBI's taxonomy places the organism in Eukaryota, Fungi, Ascomycota, Pichiomycetes, Serinales, Metschnikowiaceae. The transcript has 2 exons. Gene Ontology annotation, biological process: carbohydrate metabolic process; ergosteryl 3-beta-D-glucoside catabolic process. Gene Ontology annotation, molecular function: steryl-beta-glucosidase activity. The record is from RefSeq and is a predicted model, not a curated record.